This is a messenger RNA of Colletotrichum karsti, 1107 nucleotides long. RefSeq lists its product as uncharacterized. Gene Ontology annotation, biological process: maturation of 5.8S rRNA; maturation of LSU-rRNA. NCBI's taxonomy places the organism in Eukaryota, Fungi, Ascomycota, Sordariomycetes, Glomerellales, Glomerellaceae. The coding region runs from base 1 to 1107 and encodes 368 amino acids. Gene Ontology annotation, cellular component: preribosome, large subunit precursor; Las1 complex. The record is from RefSeq and is a predicted model, not a curated record. Gene Ontology annotation, molecular function: endonuclease activity. The transcript is spliced from 2 exons.
AUGGUUCAGUACAUCCUGACGCCGUGGCGCGAUCGCCGUGAGCUGCUCAAAGUUCGCCAACAGUUCUACCCAGCUGCGACGCCCACCACCAGCACAACGACAACCGCUACGGCUGCUGCACCGCUACCGGCACCCGGACCCAGACCGUCGGCAUCGAACCACAUCGCAGCCACAACGAGCACUGCGACUACUACCAGCAGCAGCAGCAGCACCAACGCUAGGCUCAACGAUGGCCGUCAUUCUUCGUCUUCAUCUGCCACCGCCGCCGCGCUGGGAAACCAGCACCACGCCGUCGCCAGAGUGUCCAUGUGGAUGCAGCGCGGGAACUGCCCGCACAUGGUCGAGUCGACGGCGCUGCUGACGGCCGCGAUCCUCAGCGACGGGGAGGGCUCGGGCAGCGCUGCCACCUACGCCGUCCGCGCGGCGUAUGCGGCCGCAUUUAGUCGGUUCGUGACCGGCCUCCUGGACGGACACCAGGACAAGCAGCGGAAGCUGAGCAUGUACUCGGUGGCCAAGACCAUCGGGCUGCCCGCGACUUUCGUGGAGCUGCGGCACCAGGCCACCCACGAGCAGCUGCCCUCGCUCGCGAAGCUGCGUUCCUCGGCGAGGAAGGCGCUGGCGUGGAUCUGGGAGUACUACUGGCGGCACCUCGGGGCGGACGAGGACGAGGAGGUCGUCAUCGUGGGCGAGGCCGCCGCGCCGGGGUACCGCGAGAUGGUGACGGCGUAUCUGGACGAGGCCGAGGGGUCCAGGAAGGCCGAGAGGCGGAGGUUGCUGGACAGGCUCGACGAGAAGCAGGUGCUCCUGGCGCUCUCGCUGAUUAUGGAGGCGCCGGCGAGCAACGCGGUCUUGUUGGGGGCUCUGAAGCUUUCGAGGGAGAUUCUGGGCACGGGGCAAGGGGAAGAGUCUGGAGAGUUGGAUCUGGAGAGGGAUGUGGAACGGGUACGGGCGGAGAUCUCGCGGUCGCGGGAUGCGUUGAUGUCGGACGCGAAGGAAGAUGAUAAGUCUUCCGGUGAUGCCCUUCCUGAGGAUUCUCACGGAGGUGGCGGGACCGGGUGGGCGAAGUACGAAGGGACUUGGAAGCCGCGGCCCAUCGGCGUUGCGUGA